Messenger RNA from Peromyscus leucopus (white-footed mouse), 616 nucleotides. Its product is annotated as T-cell immunoglobulin and mucin domain-containing protein 2-like. Lineage: Eukaryota; Metazoa; Chordata; Mammalia; Rodentia; Cricetidae. Gene Ontology annotation, biological process: positive regulation of mast cell activation; phagocytosis, engulfment. The annotation marks the transcript as partial. Gene Ontology annotation, cellular component: cell surface. The transcript has 2 exons. The record is from RefSeq and is a predicted model, not a curated record. Gene Ontology annotation, molecular function: virus receptor activity; phosphatidylserine binding.
CUUCUUUUUUCCAUCACAGGUGCUCUGGGCUCUUACACAGUAGUGGAAGGUGUGGUGGGUCACCCUGUCACACUGCCAUGUACUUACUCAACACUUGAGGGAGUCACUACCACAUGCUGGGGCCUUGGUGAAUGUCGAUCUGUUUAUUGUGCUAGAACGCUUAUCUGGACCAAUGGAUAUCAAGUCUCCUAUAAGAGGAGCAGCAGAUACCAGCUAAAGGGGCAUAUUUCAGAAGGAAACGUGUCCUUGACAAUAGAGAAUGCUGUUCAGAGUGACAGUGGUCCAUAUUGUUGUAUAGUGGAGAUUCCUGGAUCUUUCCGUUAUGUGACCUAUUCCUUGGAAAUUAAACCAGAAAUUCCCACAAGUCCUCCAACAAGACCCACAACUACAGCAAGACCCACAACUAUAGGAAGACCCACAACUACAGCAAGACCCACAACUACAGGAAGACCCACAACUACAGCAAGACCCACAACUACAGGAAGACCCACAACUACAACAAGAUCCACAGCUACAACAAGACCCACGACUAUUUCCACAAGACCCACCCAUGUACCCACAUCACCACGAGUCUCCACCUCUACUCCUCCAGCACACACGCAGACUCACACACCAG